This is a messenger RNA of Marmota monax (woodchuck), 4589 nucleotides long. It is a transcript of the gene Mbtps2, whose product is annotated as membrane bound transcription factor peptidase, site 2. Gene Ontology annotation, molecular function: metalloendopeptidase activity; protein binding. The record is from RefSeq and is a predicted model, not a curated record. The coding region runs from base 131 to 1696 and encodes 521 amino acids. Gene Ontology annotation, cellular component: cytoplasm; membrane. NCBI's taxonomy places the organism in Eukaryota, Metazoa, Chordata, Mammalia, Rodentia, Sciuridae. Gene Ontology annotation, biological process: regulation of response to endoplasmic reticulum stress; membrane protein intracellular domain proteolysis. The transcript has 11 exons.
CCACCGCCUUAAAGGAACCGCAGGUAACUUGGUUCCCGCGCGGAUGUUGGAGCUGUAAGGCGCCUGGCGGUCGGCGGCUGCAGCUCUGAGGGAGGAGGAAGCCGGGGCUCAUCUUCUCUCCGCUGCCGCCAUGAUUCCAGUGUCGCUGGUGGUGGUGGUGGUGGGCGGCUGGACUGCCGUCUACCUGACCGACUUGGUGCUGAAGUCAUCUGUCUAUUUUAAACAUUCUUAUGAAGACUGGCUGGAAAACAAUGGAUUGAGCAUCUCCCCUUUUCACAUAAGAUGGCAAACUGCAGUUUUCAAUCGUGCCUUUUAUAGUUGGGGACGGCGGAAAGCAAGGAUGCUUUACCAGUGGUUCAAUUUUGGAAUGGUCUUUGGUGUAAUUGCCAUGUUUAGCUCUUUUUUUCUUCUUGGAAAAACAUUGAUGCAGACUUUGGCACAGAUGAUGGCUGACUCUCCCUCUUAUUCUUCCUCUUCUUCUUCCUCCUCCUCUUCCUCUUCUUCUUCUUCCUCUUCUUCCUCCUCUUCCUCCUCUUCCUCUGCUCUUCACAAUGAACAGGUGUUACAAGUUGUGGUUCCUGGAAUAAAUUUACCUGUCAAUCAACUGACCUAUUUCUUCGCUGCAGUUCUCAUUAGCGGUGUUGUACAUGAAAUUGGACAUGGAAUAGCAGCUAUUAGGGAACAAGUUCGAUUUAAUGGCUUUGGGAUUUUUCUCUUCAUAAUUUAUCCUGGAGCAUUUGUGGAUCUGUUCACUACCCAUCUGCAACUUAUAUCACCAGUUCAGCAGCUAAGGAUAUUUUGUGCAGGUAUCUGGCAUAAUUUUGUUCUUGCCCUCUUGGGUAUUUUAGCUCUUGUUCUACUCCCGGUAAUUCUCUUGCCAUUUUACUACACUGGAGUUGGGGUGCUUAUCACUGAAGUUGCUGAGGACUCUCCUGCCAUUGGACCCAGAGGCCUUUUUGUGGGAGACCUUGUCACUCAUCUACAGGACUGUCCUGUUACUAAUGUGCAAGAUUGGAAUGAAUGUCUAGAUACUAUCGCCUAUGAACCCCAAAUUGGUUAUUGUAUAAGUGCCUCAACUUUACAACAGUUAAGCUUCCCAGUUAGAGCAUACAAACGGCUAGAUGGUUCCACUGAAUGCUGUAACAAUCACAGCCUCACAGAUGUGUGCUUUUCCUACAGAAAUAAUUUUAAUAAACGUUUGCAUACAUGUCUACCCGCCCGGAAAGCAGUUGAAGCCACUCAAGUUUGUAGAACCAAUAAGGAUUGUAAAAAAAGCUCAAGUUCGAGUUUCUGUAUAAUACCUUCUUUGGAAACUCACACUCGCUUAAUAAAAGUAAAACACCCACCUCAAAUUGAUAUGUUAUACGUAGGACAUCCACUACAUCUUCACUAUACAGUGAGCAUCACCAGUUUUAUCCCACGUUUCAACUUUUUAAGCAUAGAUCUGCCAGUGAUUGUGGAGACAUUUGUUAAGUAUCUGAUUUCCCUCUCCGGAGCACUGGCUAUUGUUAAUGCAGUGCCCUGCUUUGCUUUGGAUGGUCAGUGGAUUUUAAACUCUUUCCUGGAUGCCACCCUUACCUCAGUGAUUGGAGACAACGAUGUCAAAGAUCUGGUAGGAUUUAUCAUCCUACUUGGUGGCAGUGUACUUUUGGCUGCCAAUGUGACGCUAGGUCUCUGGAUGGUUACAGCACGGUAAUAUUUGCAUUCAUCUGACAAGUCUCUGAGUUACAAUAUACAUCUACGUGGUAAUGUCCAUUGCCAUUGAAAUCAUUACUUGGUAUGAAAUGUAAAGUGUUUCCUUAAAAUUACAUUUUGGCCUACAUCUUUAUGCUCCUCCUGUAUCCAGAGUACCCAAACUAGUGGUAGAGGAUGAGCAAAAGAAAUGAAAGGCAUAAAUCCCUAACUACUCUAGUUUUAUUUUAUUUUUUUAAAUUUUUUAUUGUUGGUUACAUUCUAGUUUUAAAGACUGAAUGUAUGCAUUUCACAUGCUUGUGGAACAAUUUUUAAACAAGUGAAAAUUCAUUCUUUUAAUAUCAUUUUGUGUGACCACAUACUGUCUUGAAAUAGUAUAAAGGAGAACAGAAUCAGGUGAAAGUAAUUAGGAAAAACUUAAAAGCACCAUUAAUCUAGAUUUAAGGAAGACCAGACUUUGGCCAAGUGGAAGGGUGAAUGUGUUCUUGGUCUACAUCACUUGUCAUUUUUCUUGAAAAGUAUUUUAUAGUUUAUUGGUGUAUUAUUUUGUACUUUGAAAACUGUGAGAAGUCUGAUUUUAAUUAAAUUAAUAAACUUCUAAAAAAAGAAUUUGCUUACAUGAAAGGGAAAAUCUUUCUCAAAUGAUAGCAAAUAAAACCAAAAUCGGAAACAGGGCCAAUGAUAUGAGAUGGCUUUGUCCCACAAGCAUUAUAUUCAUUGAUGAUGUAUCUCCACAUCAUGAAGAAGCACUAACCUUUGAUAUUCAGAGCCAGCUGCAUGAAGUGUCUCACACCAGCAGCUUGUGAGCUGAGGCAGUUAGGACCAAACCUCAGAAGUCAACUGGGUCCUCUGACAGAUCACAAGACGAACCCAGGAUCUUCAGUAGACCUGGUUACCAUUCUCUUAUAGAGGUUUGAAGCUUAGAGCUCUUCCAGGGUAGACAUUUUCUCUUGUGCUACCAAGGCCAUCUGGGGCCUGUCUUUAAAAAGCAACAACUUUAAACCCUGAGCCAUACUCUGUCCUCACCAGCGGCUCCCAUGUUUCUCUGUGUUGGGUAGUUAAACACCUAGUCCUUGCUUUCUAUCUCCCCUAAGCUACCUCUGCGGGUCCAUAGAAGACUUGGUAGUAUAUUGAGAAUGGCUGCAUGUGAAAGGGGACAAAUUUGGAUUAGCCAGAGCCUAGGAACAGAUUCUUGAAUCUGAAAGAGCCAUACCUGGUUUAAGGUCUUAUGGAAUGAAGAUGCAGCACUGGGAAGUUUGGGAAGUCAACAGGCCAUCAUGAAGCAGUUGGUCUUUGAAGUGUUAUGAGCAUGCUGGUUCUUUGAUGAAAAAUAUACACUUCUCUCAUACACUCAAGAAGUGAUAAAAGGCAAUAACUUAUUAAUAGCCAUGUAUCCAACUUCUUCACUAAGUGAGGUACUCUAUGGAUUACCUUUGUGAGAUCAUUAGUUGCUCUUUCAGCACUAAAACUUUUAAAUCAUUUUUAAGAAACUUUUUAGAUUGUAUUAGAAUUUUACCUUGCUUCUUAAACAGAAAUUAUAUUUUGAAUAAUUUUAAUCUUUUAUUAAUGACUUGGGUCAUCAGUCAAUACCCCAGUACUAAAACCAUGCAAAUUAUUGGUUAUCCCAGAAAACAUGGCAUUUGUUCUACUCUUAGGUAGAACAGUCAUUCUGGACCAAAAUGUAUUAGCCUAGUAAUGCUUAAACCUGUUUUGGUAGUAGACCUUAGAGAAUGCUCAUGAAAUACUUAUGUAAUUAACUUGUUUACAUUUGAAUUAAGCAGUUUACUAAUGAAAAUGUAUGUGUGCAAGUCAAUUUUUAAAAAAUUUAGGGAAAAAAAUUAUGUGUGUGUGGUGCUGGGGAUUGAAUCCAGGGCCUCAUGCAUGCUAGACAAGCGUUCUGCCACCGAGCUAUACCCCAGCCCAAGAAAAAAAUUUAAUACAGGAAAUCCUAUCCAUUAGCUUCUUUUUCUGGAUAAAAACAAAAACACAACCUUAUAUUAUUUUAGCUUUUAAAUACCUUGCUCUGUUGAUCCAUAGGGUUAGGAUUUGGAAACACUGUCAUAAGAAAUUGAGCAGAUCAGUACUGUUUGUAUAGAAAUGGCCUCAUUGUAUAAAAAAGGAAAUGUUAUGUGUUGUUUUUUUUAGCUUGACUAUGGGCUCUUCUAGAUCAAGGACUAUGUCAUAUUCAGCUUUGCAUCCCUGGCACAGUGCAUGAGACAUCAUAAGUACUUAAUUAAUGUGGUUGGAUGGAUGGUGAUUAGUGUUAUUUAUGGAUUAGAAAAGCAUGUUUCUAUUUAAGCUGUAAAGUAUUAUUGAAUAUUUACUGUAAAUAUAUGUUAACAUAAAAAAAGAAAAAAACCUUGGAAGCUCUUGUCCCUGGCAUAUUAUCAUCUUUCUGGAAAGAAUUCAUUUUGGUUUCUGUAAAGUGAUUAGAAAAAAUUAAUUAUUUUGAGGAUUUGAAGAAAGUGUUCUGUGUUGUCACUUUGUUCAACAGUUAAAUUUUUAUUCUCAGUGUUCCUACUCUGCGUUGUUUACAUUUUUGAAAGUUUUUUUUAAUCACCUACACUCUGUAGAGAAUGUAUAUAUAUUUUUCAGCAUCUCAGUUUGAAAAGACACGCAGUUAAACCUGACCUUUUAAUAAUAUAAUAACUCUGCUAGGUCUUUGUCUGUUCUAAUAGCAAAUUGUAAAUGUGUGCUUCAUGGUUAUGUGAUUUUCAGCCAUCAUUUUGUCCUAUGGUAUUUAUUGAAUGUCCACAUACUGAUGGUACACAGGUAUUUUUUUUUCUGUAGAUCUUUUGACCGUGCUGUAAUUCAUUCUUAAGCUUUAACUUGAAGGUAUCAUAAUUGCCAGUGUUUGGUGUUUAGCAAUAAAAAAAUAAAUGUUUAUCAGCAUUUUA